CAUCAGUGAACAUAUUGUUUGUGUCGUUCUAUGCGAAUAAGAACUUAUUUAUUAACAAAAAUCAUAAGAUUAGUGACCGAGUCUUUUGCAGCGAUAAAGUUGAGUGAUUCAUUUCGACGUUACGAAGUUCAUAAUUCAUGUCAGACCCGUGAAAAAAUUUAAUGUAACAUGAAUGUCGUUGUCUAAACAUUUAAACGAAAAUUAAUUAACCACUCGAUUUUGUGAAGUUUAUUCAAAAGUGAUUCUUGGAUAUUAGCUCGGAUUAAAAUGGCUGGCAAUGAAAUUAAUUUUGUACAAAAUAAUGCACACACAACCAGCAGUGACGAUUCGGACACUGAAUAUAUUGCCGAACUUCGCGGCUACUUGAGCAAAUGGACAAAUUACAUCCAUGGCUGGCAGCAGAGAUACAUUGUUUUGAAAAAUGCACAAUUGUCAUAUUACAAAAGUGAACAAGAAAGUGAAUUGGGGUGCAGAGGUGCAAUUAGCCUGUACAAAGCUGUAAUUAAGACUCACGAGUUCGACGAUUGUCGAUUUGAUGUGUCGGUUAAUAAUUGCGUUUGGUAUCUUCGUACCGAAUCCACCGAAGAUCGAGAUAAUUGGAUUGAAGUGCUACAAUCAUACAAUACAUCAAAUACAAACACAAUUGGCGCAUCACUUAGACGCCACGAUAGCAAUGUGUCGUUACAAUCGAAUACAUUGUCGACGAGCAGUUUAAAGCGAGCGAACCGAAGUCUACGGGAAAAAGUCAAUGAAAUUGAAACAUUCAAAGACAUUUUGUAUGGUCAGGUGGAAACGUUACAGCGCUAUUUCGAUGCGUGUGCCGAAUUGAAUCAGAAAAAUGGCACCACACUAGACUUAGGUGAUGGAUUGAAACCCAUUGACUUUAAGGGCGAAUCGAUAACUUUUCGAGAAACAACAGCUGGUGUUUUGACCACAUUGCAACAUUGCCUUGAUAUUAUUCACCAAAGAGAUGAGAGUUGGAAGAAGAAAUUUGACAGGGAAAUCGAACGAAGAAGAAAGACAGAGGAUCUAUAUAAGAAAUACAAAGAUGAGCUGAAUCAAUCACAAAAUUCUUCCUUUCCUGGACCAGACUUGGAGGAAGGACCUCAUUCAACUCUUCCAGAGGAUGAAUUCUUCGAUGCUGUGGAGUCUGGCCUGGACAAAAUAGAAGAAGAUCGACAGUUGAGGGCCCGAUUACGAUUACAGUCUCAACAGUCUCAAAUCAGUACAGCUAGCAGCGUAUCCAAAGACACCGAAGAAAAUUCAUCGAAUCAAAGUGAUGAAUUCGGAACCGGUGGCAUUGCUCGCAAUCACCGCCUCUGGCCACAAAUCGAUGAGAUAUGCACACAACAGUUGCAUUAUGCAAGGCAAGGUGUCGGCGAAGGUGGCAAUGGGUGGCAAUUAUUUGCCGACGAAGGUGAAAUGAAAAUGUAUCGUCGAGAGCAGGAAAUCGAUGGAAUGGUUGUGGAUCCACUGAAAGCGUGCCACUUUGUGAAGGGUGUGUCGGCUAGAGAGAUGUGCCAUUACUUUUUUAUGCCCGAAUAUCGAAAUGAUUGGGAAACUACUCUCGAGGAUAUGACAAUAUUGGAAAAAGUAUCGCCUGAUACAUUGGUUUUCCUGCAAACGCACAAACGUAUUUGGCCAGCUAGUCAACGAGAUGCUUUAUUUUGGUCGCAUAUGAAGAAUGUCCAAGAUAACGUGGACAAAGAUGCCCACAGCACAUGGAUUGUGUGUAAUCAUUCAAUUGAACGUGACGAUUACCCGCCAGCAAACACUGGAAAAUGUGUUCGGAUAUUUUUGACUGUAAUUUUGGUCUGUCAAACCUAUGUAGCACCAAUCCAGAAUGGUCAUAAGAUAACCAGAAACGAUUUGUCGUGCAAAAUUACAUACUGUUCAGUCGUCAAUCCGGGUGGUUGGGCACCGGCUUCUGUGCUGCGAGCCAUUUACAAAAAGGAAUAUCCAAAGUUUCUGAAGCGAUACACCGCCUAUGUUGUCGACCAAUGUAAAAAUAAGCCGAUUCUGUUUUAAGCGAUGAUGGAUACGAAAUCGGUUUUAGUGUUAGAUGAAACCAAAAUCAAAACUUUGGCCGAAUGGGGAAAGAGAAUAAAGAUGAACUGCUUUUUCUCAGUCUUAGCCUUACAGCCUAAUUAUUUUUAAUGUUUAAGGAAAUGAGUAAUGUUAAUGUGUCUGCCAUAAAUUCUAAUUUAACCAUUUGAGUUUUUGUUAAAACUUCUACUUCUUAAAAAUGGUAGCUAAGAAAACAAAAAUAUUUUUUUAUUGAAAUACAAAAAAAAAAUCAACAAAACGGAGAGUAUAAUGUGAAAAUAAGUUUUUUUUUUGUUAUAGGACGAUUAAAGUGGAUGCCUUAAUGAUUUAAUUCAA
Molecule: messenger RNA, 2382 nt
Organism: Bradysia coprophila
Lineage: Eukaryota; Metazoa; Arthropoda; Insecta; Diptera; Sciaridae
Gene: cert
Product: ceramide transfer protein
Biological process (GO): ER to Golgi ceramide transport
Molecular function (GO): lipid binding
Source: RefSeq, a predicted model, not a curated record